Populus trichocarpa (black cottonwood) is the source of this 2344-nucleotide messenger RNA. RefSeq names its product BES1/BZR1 homolog protein 4. The record is from RefSeq and is a predicted model, not a curated record. The transcript has 3 exons. Lineage: Eukaryota; Viridiplantae; Streptophyta; Magnoliopsida; Malpighiales; Salicaceae. Gene Ontology annotation, molecular function: DNA-binding transcription factor activity. Bases 1112 to 1888 code for a protein of 258 amino acids. Gene Ontology annotation, biological process: DNA-templated transcription; brassinosteroid mediated signaling pathway.
UUAAUUUUCUUAUUACUUGAACAUGAAUUCUGGGUUACUUCUAGUUUGAUUAGUUUUGUCUAUUUAAUCGCAUUACUGUCCUCUCUGUGCAUUUUAGAAUCAUUCAUGACUCUGUUAUCACAAUAAGCGUUGGAAAUCACAAAAAUACUAUGAACCCAGCUCCUGCAUUUCAUGAUUAUUGCUCAAUUUUGCUUAAGCUAGCUUGGCAGUGGUUACUUUAGGUGUUAACUGGGUGGGGCUAGUUGUGGCGCAUAUUAACAUAAGCUUGACAUUGCAUGCUAACGUGCGCCGGUUUCUGUUGCCGUAGCGGUGGCGUUACUGAGGUGUUUUUCUUCUCUCUAAAGCUGGUGUGAUCAGUGGGGUUAGAUUCGUUUGCUGAUUUUUUUGUAUCGCCUUUCUGGGGUUUAUCUCCAGCACACGUUAGAUCGUCAGCCUUGUGUUUUAUUGGCUGCUUUUUUUAUGAGUGCGGUGUUCACCGGCGUACGUUAGAUCCGGUCAGCACUGCUUUAGCGAUCUUGUUUCCUUUUUUAGUCUGGGUGAUGUCAGUGUUUUUGCUUUCUCGCGUGAACCACAAGAUUCUCUCUUUUCUUUCUUCUUUCCUUCUUUUGCCAACCAACUUUAAGACUCACUUUGGUCUGUUAGAGAGAACAUGGAGCAGCAGCACAGACCUCCUAAGAAGACCAAAAUGCCCUUGAAAACAACAUGAGAACCGUAGCAUGUGGUAAAGGGUCAUCUUGACUGUAGGGGUCUGGGGCUCUCUUUCAUAGAUUUGGUUGAGUUGCUUUUAGUUCCUUGCCAGUAGAAAUGCAGACCCUUUUUUCAGUUCUGUUCAGUUUCCCAUUUGGGAGGUGUUUCUGCUGGUGAUAGUGUUGCUGCUUCUUUUGUGGAGUUCCACUGGAGUUCAAUUACUGUUCUUCAAGUUGAGAAUAAAUUUACCUGCUCUGGUCAUUUUAUAAAGCCUUCUUCAGUUGUAGACACGUGUUAGAGCUCCUAUCUUUGCAUCCUGACACUGCUUUGUCAAAUGCCAUUGGAAACUGACUCGUCCCUGUUACUAGUUUGGUUGAAACUUUAGGCGCUGUUCUUAAAUUGGAUACUGGCACGCACCGAGGAUAUGCUUGGAUGCAAACCUGUAGAACGCAUGGACAUUCUUGGUGUUUCUGCAACAACAAGUCCAUGCUCCUCGUACCACCCUAGCCCUUGUGCUUCCUACAACCCAAGUCCUGGAUCCUCUUCCUUUCCCAGUCCAGCUUCAUCCUCAUACGCUGCUAAUGCCAAUAUGGAUUGCAAUUCCCUCAUACCAUGGCUCAAAAACCUCUCAUCAGCAUCUUCAUCAGCUUCCUCCUCUAAGUUUCCUCAUCUCUACAUCCAUGGUGGCUCCAUAAGUGCUCCUGUUACUCCUCCUUUGAGCUCUCCAACAGCUCGAACCGCUCGAAUAAAAGCUGACUGGGAAGACCAAUCUAUCCGCCCAGGCUGGGGUGGGCAGCACUACUCCUUCUUGCCAUCUUCAACUCCACCGAGUCCUGGCCGCCAAAUUGUUCCCGAUCCAGAAUGGUUUAGGGGGAUUCGAAUACCACAAGGCGGUCCAACGUCUCCCACAUUCAGCCUAGUUGCCUCCAACCCAUUUGGCUUCAAGGAAGAGGCUUUUGGUGGUGGUGGAUCCAAUGGUGGAUCCCGCAUGUGGACUCCAGGUCAAAGUGGUACAUGUUCACCUGCCAUUGCAGCUGGCUCUGAUCAUACAGCUGAUAUUCCCAUGGCCGAGAUUUCAGAUGAGUUUGCAUUUCGAUGUAAUGCAACUGGUCUAGUGAAGCCAUGGGAAGGAGAGAGGAUCCAUGAAGAAUGUGGAUCAGACGAUCUAGAGCUUACGCUUGGGAACUCAAGAACCAGGUGAGCUGGCAUGAUAUUUGAUUAAAUAGAUCAAUUCUACUGUUGUUUACUUGAAUCUUGUUGAAAUGCAGAUAAACAAUUGCAAAAAUGAAAAUUCCCGAGUGAACUUCCUUGCAUGAACUUUCAUUCUAUGUUUUUACUACUGAGUUGUAUAAGGGAUCUUGGUGAGUAAUUAGCCGUUGCUGCUCUCUGCUUGUUUAUUUAUUUUUCACUGUUUGCUUUAACUUUUGUCUGGAUAACACAUAGAUAGUGCUUCAAAGUGAGACGUGGUUUCACCCUUUCACUUGGUUAGUUUCACUCUAAAUUCUAUUGGAAGAACUGCUUCAACCGGUCUUCUUCCUUCAGUUUCUGGUUUGCCAUUGAAGAGUAAUGCUCAGUGACUCAAGUGAAUGGAAUUGUAAUUCAAUGCUUUUUGUGUAUUCUUUGGCAUUGAAAUGUAUAGUUCAUAUUAUCAUUUUCA